AUGCUCGACGAGCUGAUCAUGGACGUAGUGUUACAAGCCCAUCGCGAGACCUUACGGUCAAGAGCCGUCUGUCAUAUCUGUCAUACGAAAUGUGGAACCGUGCACGUACCGGGCCCUUCGUCCGUAGGGACAUCAUCACAGGCUCGGCCGCCUUCUAGAGCUCGCUCGCCUUCCGCUGACUCAUCAGGGGGCCCAUCCAACGGCAAAGAAGGCAAUAUAUACCUCGAAUGUUUGCAAUGCAAGCGACAGAUAGCUUCUAAUCGGUACGCUCCUCACCUGAGUGCGUGCAUGGGACUUGGCACUGGUUCAAGACGGGCGGCGCCGAGGAAUGCGGCCACAAAGGUGUCGUCUGACGCAGGGCGUGCGGAGUCACCGUACCUGGGAUCUGAAACUGGGAAUGUCUCGGAUGAGAGCUCUGUUACAACGCCGAAGUCGAAAGCGAAGUCGAAAGCGAAACGGAAAGACGACGCAGAAUUCAACUUGCAUCGCAAACGGCCCGGCUCGCCGCAAGUAUCUCCUCCCAAGAAGUCUCGGAAGGCUAAAGCUGCGACCGCUGCUCUGCCUGUGGUGAAAAGCAAAAACGAGUCCGAACGGCCUGGAACACCACUAAACUCUCUUUCUGGAAGCCAAACCAAUUCGCAAACAAAGAUACCGUCGAGGUUGCGAGAAUCAUCCAUCGCCAACUUCGCUGAAUCCCAGCGGGAGCGUUCCUCUUCUCCAGGUUCUUCUUCAGAGUCCGACGAGGAGCCUCCCACAGCGACGCCUGUGGCCUCACAAACUCAGACCACGCCGAACUCCUUUGCGUCGUUUGCUGCUGCAGAUUCCAACGGCGUUGGACACUUGCCGGCUAAGCGAGGGCGAGGCAGGCCCAGGAAAGUUCAGCCGAGGCCUCCCAGUCCUCCUCGACCGACUGCGCCUAUCAGGGCGCCUGAACCUGAUUAUCUAGGAGAAGGCGGAGACGAGACAGGGUCUUCCACGGACACGGACAGUGACUAA
Messenger RNA from Punctularia strigosozonata HHB-11173 SS5, 996 nucleotides. RefSeq lists its product as uncharacterized. The record is from RefSeq and is a predicted model, not a curated record. Gene Ontology annotation, cellular component: DUBm complex; SAGA complex. Gene Ontology annotation, molecular function: transcription coactivator activity. The transcript is spliced from 10 exons. Lineage: Eukaryota; Fungi; Basidiomycota; Agaricomycetes; Corticiales; Punctulariaceae. Bases 1 to 996 code for a protein of 331 amino acids. Gene Ontology annotation, biological process: regulation of transcription by RNA polymerase II; positive regulation of DNA-templated transcription.